Molecule: messenger RNA, 525 nt
Organism: Lolium perenne
Lineage: Eukaryota; Viridiplantae; Streptophyta; Magnoliopsida; Poales; Poaceae
Source: RefSeq, a predicted model, not a curated record
AUGCGUCCCAGCUCGGCGACUACGCCACCCCUCCUCCCCCGCGUCGAUGCUCAUCGUGCUCCUGCUCUACCUCUGCGUCGCUGCUCAUCGUGCUCCUGCUCUACCUCUGCGUCGCCAUCGCCGUCCGCCGCUUCCGCUCCCGCCACCCCUGCGCCGGCGGCCAGGACGAGGAGGGCGGCCGCGGCGCCCCGUCCCAAACCUAGUCCUCCCGCGCCGCCGCGUUCCUCCGCCGCGUUCCUCCGCCGCCACGGCCUCCACCACAACCGCCCAUCCUUCACCUACGAGCAGCCUCGCGCCGCCACCGCCGGCUCGACGCCGCGCGGAAGCUCGGCGACGGCGGCCGGGACGGUCUACCUCGGCUACCUCCCGCCCGCCGCCCGCCCCGCCGCCGUCAAGCGCUCGCACGUGCCGCCUCUCCCGGGCCCGUCCCUCCCCUCCGCCGCCGCCGCCAUCUUGAUGGCCGCAGGAUGGAGGCGCCGGGGCGCGGUCGAGCGGCGCGUGGGGAGAGAGGGCCGGAGCGCGUGA